Molecule: messenger RNA, 1221 nt
Organism: Fusarium oxysporum Fo47
Lineage: Eukaryota; Fungi; Ascomycota; Sordariomycetes; Hypocreales; Nectriaceae
Exons: 1
Coding region: 177-905 (242 amino acids)
Source: RefSeq, a predicted model, not a curated record
UCGCCACUCUCUUAUUCAGACAACAUCUCAUCACACUCAAUGUUUUAGGACAAGUACUUUACAGAUUCAAAAACUUGGGUAACACGAAAUCUCACCUUGGAAGAACACAAACGCUCGGAACGCAGGAGAGUCAACCAUACACCUCCAUACAGGACCAGCGUCUAGGACUCACCAAUAUGCCUCCAAUUCCUAUUCACACCUCAAGCCCUAUCACGGCAGCAAAGGCGUCAGGAAUCACCCCAAAGACGGCGCACUCAAAUGACCCAGUGGCGCCAGCCGAAGUACCAGCAAGCAAUGAAGUGCCGACGUCCACUUACCCGGCAGCUCAGCCAGGCGCUCGCCCGUCUAUGCCAGCUCCAACUGGGGCACCUCAACCUUCCGCCAACAUCCAGCCAACUCCAACACGGGCGGUUGUAGAUUCGAGCCCUCCGGCCCCGCAACCGGGAGCUGUACCGGAGCCGCAAAACGGAGCGUAUUUACCACCACCUCCAAAGACCGGCGAGACUAUGCGCGAGACACAGACACAGUUUACACCAGCACAGGUGCCCUAUGCGCCUAUAUCCAGUGGGUCUGAGUUCGCCGCUACUCGUUCAGCGACGACUACAGCUCCUGUUCCUGGCCCGUCCCCGAUGGCUGGCCUGGGCCCAACGGGCGUGCCAGGCGGAGGCUCCGGAAGCGACUUUUCUCAUCCACCUGGUUAUCACCAAAACGUGCACGCGUCCGAGUUCUCCAGUGCCCAGCGUGCGGCUCACGAAGCAUCAGUCGCCCAGGAGCGCAGGCCAUCUCUGAUAGGAGACGACGAUGAGGAGGGAGUCUGGUCGGCCGCCAAGAAGUGGGCUUCGGCUGCAGGCGAGAGUCUUGCUGCAGCCGAGCAUGAAGUGUGGAAGAGGAUCAACAAGGAGUAACUGUUGCAUCGUGCAAGCAGCAGCCAACAGCACGGGCUAAGGUAGGGAACGGAAGACCGGUUCGGCAUGAUAGGGCUAUGACCGGGAUACGAUAACAUUAACGUUUCCAUGAGAGUUUGUUAAAUAUAUUAAUGUUUUAAGGGGAUCGGACCCGUUGUGGGCGAUGUUUCUGCUGUUCUAUUUCCAGAAUCUCCAAGCGCUGGGGGAAAGACGGAAACGUUGUGACAGAUACAGAGGGCAGAGGCCUUCCAGAAGUUAUCUUUCCAGGGUGCUAGGUAUGUAACGUAACAAGAAAAUGAAAGAAGUUCAUUGCGGG